This is a messenger RNA of Paramuricea clavata, 2849 nucleotides long. Lineage: Eukaryota; Metazoa; Cnidaria; Anthozoa; Malacalcyonacea; Plexauridae. The record is from the annotation of a GenBank genome assembly.
GUCGAGCGCAAUGAAAUAUUCCAACGAGGAAUAUACAUAAAAGUUGAACGUUGGGGCUGACCAAACCAAACCAAACCAAGCACAAGAGUGAAAACUUCGGCUAGUCCGAAACCAUCAAAAAAUUUUUGAAAGUUAUUGCUGGUUCAAUAACUUACUGUUGAUCAGUACAAGUUUUAGUCAACCUUUUUUGUUUCUACACGAUGACUUACACGAAUUGCUACGACUACAACAAUCUGUUGACUGCGACGAACACGACGGACACAUUGGGAAGCUUAGGAAGCCUCGCCAAAGUUGCCACCGACCAACUUUUAGGCUGGACGGAUCCAACCGGAUUUCUGGCAUCUCAUCUCAACUCCCAAGCAGCGCAGGCAUGCCUUGAUGACUUUGCUUUUGGUGUCGAUUCAUUCGGCGAACAAACUGUGCCAGGUAGCUUAAUAUUUUUGUCUUGACUCGUCAUUAAUAGCUCGUUUCCUUUAACGAGACUCGCCCACAUUUGUUGUUUUCGCUUGUGCGUGUUCUUUCACAUAUUAUAACCGGUAGUCUAUAGUUUAAUCUAACGUGAUGAUACUUACGAUUGUUUAGUUUCUUUACUAUAUCGUGUUCGUGUUUUUACUUGGGCGUCGUUCGUUGUAGUUGAAUUUCAUAUGACGCAACAGCGCUUUUGCUAUUUUGUUCGGCUCGGGUUUUGUUCAUUACAGCUACUAAAUAGCCCACGCUUUUAAAACUACUUUAAUAUUUGUAUUCGGCUUCAUUUGUACCAUUUAAAAAUAAAUUUGCUACGAUUCGAUGAAAAAUUUUUGUUUCGCAAUAGGUUAGCGGUUCGCGGAUGCGUUUCUCAAUUUUGCCUCUGGGGAAAACGAAUUCCUUCGUGAUCCGAUUACCUUUAGCUUUAUACUUAUUACUGUCAACUAAAUUUGUAUUUUGAUUCUUUCUUUAACAGGAGAAUACGACUUCGCAACUGUCCCCGACAUAAAACAAGACAUUAAACCGGACAUCAGCCAACUCCAAAAGAACGCACAUCGUUUAGACCAGUUUAAAACCCCAUCUCUCAUAGACGUGUUUUCCACAACGACAGCAACGACCCCACCGCCAGCAUCGCUAACAUCACCCUACCACUCUCCACCUCACAACCUAUGGAACCCCGACCGAACAGUUUUGACAUCUCUCGUCAGCAACGCGAACCCUAUUAACACGGCUACGCCAUUUUCGAGCAGUUGUUCUACUCCAGCUUCAAUGUCGCAACCCGUGUCAUGUAGCCUUCAAAACACCGUGCCACCGCAAUCCGCUGCCAUGUUACAGAAGCUGCAACAACAACAACAGUUCUUCGAAACAUACCAAAAAGUAACCCAAGCCGCCUCGGCUUUCCCUUACACGAAAGCUCAAUCGGUUUCAUCCUUCCCCUACCUACAAGCAACAGCUACUGUUAACAUGAAGUGGCCAUUGAUCAGCGACCCAAACCAGUUAUCCCAAAACCUUAAGCUUGAUGCAAGCCUCGACAAACUACUAAACCCCACACCGAACGACUUUUUAAACAACAACAUCAUGAAAGUCGUCAAACCGAUCCCAAACAACAACCACAGACCCACAAAAGCUGGUAGCGGUAUUUUGAAAGUGAAGCGCGACGACCAACUCACGAAGCGGGCAAAAACACCGCCAAGUGAACGACCUUAUGGAUGCCCCGUUGAAACGUGUUCUCGUCGCUUCUCACGUUCUGAUGAGCUCACUCGCCAUAUGAGAACUCACACCGGGCAAAAACCGUUCCAAUGUCGCAUCUGUAUGAGAAAUUUCUCCCGCUCCGAUCACCUUACCACGCACAUCAGAACUCACACGGGUGAAAAACCUUUCGCUUGUGAUACCUGUGGCCGACGCUUUGCCCGCUCCGACGAGAGAAGACGACACAUGAAAAUCCAUCUUCGUGAACAAGCCAAGAAAGAAGAAGAAGCGAAGAAGGCGUUGGCUGCUCAAAGCCAUCCAAACCUUUCAACCGUGCCCUCGCCUCAAUUCCAAGUUCCUUCACUUUCCCCAAUGCCACGACCCCUUUCCGCAUGAACACAAAAACUUUCAGUAUGAACACUAAAACGUGAUAACGCUGGCGUUGUCAUGACAUAUCGAAAGAACUUAUAUAACGAACACAUAGCACGUAUAGAAAACACGUUUGUAUUAUAUUUAAAUAGUAUGAGAGAUGAACAUUUUAGGCUGGUCCCUAAACCUUGUAUAUAAUAUAGUCGAUGAAAGAACGCGUUAUAUCCAAUAAUGUGUAACGUAGAGUUGAGUUGAUCCUGUUGAUUCGGGAUUUCAAAGGACGUUUCCGAAGCAAUUUGCGUGGCUGUGCCGCGGUCUUUGUUUGUAAUAAUUUAUAGUAUAUUUUGAUUUAAAAAUGUCAAGGCACAACUUGCCUCUAGUAUUUUUUGUUUCAAAAAAAUAAAAAUAACCAAGUUAAUUUUUUAUACUGAUUCUGAAGUGCUGACGUGUCGCACAAACACGUACAGACUUGUUUUAUAUUUUGACGGUAAUAUCAGCAGAGUGUGUGGAAACUUUGCGGUUACCCCAAAGAUAUUUUAAAACAUUUUAGCUUGAAACAAAAAUCGAUUAAUUUCGCGUGACAGGCUUUUAUCUGCGGGGUAAAAACGAAGUUCCCACGUCAGCUUUAAUAUUGUAUAUAGCAUUUAAGCGCCUUCUUUCGUUUGUGUUUUUCUAAUAACUUUAAAAGCAAUGAAUUCGCGCUGGUCAGCGAACCUUAAUAUGUAUAUUGUAUAUAUCAGUGGCUGGCUCCUGAAUAUGUAACAUUGAGUGAAAAAAUACAGCGUUUUGCCCAAACGUGUUGCGUUUGUAUAUCCUAUGCAUUAUUU